AUGAAUCCUGAUGAGCUAAGUGUUAUCAACUUGUCUAGUGUUGUAUUGAGUGAUGAACAGAGAUGUGUGCUGUCCCUAGGUUUGAAUUUUGCACCCACAGGGCACUUUGACAUGUUUUCUACUUUGCUUGAUAUAAACAAGUUUGUACGCAAUCUAACAGUAUCCCGACACUUCUUUGAUAUCCCGUCCCCUCCAGGUUCCCCACAAAAUAAAUCACAACGUUAUAGGGAAAACUCGUAUAAAAACCUCUCAUUUAGAGAACAAGUUUCCUUGUGUUGUCUGGAGGAUCUUCAGGAAGAGCAGGGAAUCAGGGAUUUACCUGACCCCCCUGGAAAGUUUCAAACACGAAAUACCAAAUUCUAUCCAAUUAUGUCACGCACUGACAGUAUGGACACUUUCCAGGAGGUUCUGGAGAAAGAACUGAGAAAUAUUGAGAUAAUAAGCAAAAAUACAAAUCAUAAUAAUAAUCUCAGUGUUCCCCAGACCCAAGCUCUUCAGGAGCUACAACAAUGUGACUCUCUGGUUAUUAAAAUGGCGGAUAAGGGGGGGGGGGCGGUGGUCGUUAUGGACAAAGAAAUUUAUGGCAACCAAUUACGGGAGAUGCUGGCUGAUAUAUCCACAUACAGCAAGUUACCAAAGGACCCACUACAGGAUUAUAUGACCCGCGGCGUGUCAAUGGGAGCUAAAUUCUCCCCAUCAUUAGCUAAUUUGACAAUGUCAUACUGGGAGGAGAAAUAUAUUUAUGAUCUGAAUAAUCCUUUUAUGCCUGGUCUGGUCUGGUGUCCUGAGAUUCCUUAUCUUUCAUCCACUGCAUAUAGAGACAUUGACAUUGUUGAUAAGAAGAAUGGCAGCGUUUUAGAGAAGCGUGUGGAGGGGACAUCUGAACAAGUGAAAAAGAGGAGCAUUUUUACAGUGGAAACAAUAGAGAGAUCUUGCCAGCCUCACACACAUAUAUUCUUCCUGAAAACCCAUAAAACUGCCAGUAGUACCAUCGUGAAUAUUCUCUUCCGGUUUGGAGAAUCACGCAACUUAACGUUUGCACUACCAAUUCUUAACGACCCACAGUUCUUUUAUCCCUACUAUUUUAUGGGUUACUUUGUGGAAGGCUUCAUAACAAGAAUCAGUCCUAAUUAUGAUAUAAUGUGUCAUCACAUGCGGUUCCAGCUCACAGAGGUGGAAAAGGUCAUGCCCAAGGAUACUUUUUAUUUCACCAUAAUGCGGAAUCCUGUGUCUGUCAUGGAGUCAUCAUUUUCAUAUUAUAAAGCUUUAGAUAUCUUUGCCGAAGCUUAUAGCUUAGAAGAAUACUUGAAAAAUCCUCACAAAUAUUACAACCAAACAAGUAAAAGCAGUAGUUUUGGCAAAAACCUCAUAGCCUUUGAUCUUGGCCUUGACCACAAUGUACCUGAAUCCCAAAAAUACUUUGCGGUGGCUCAGAAAAGUAUAGAAAUUAUGUUCAACUUGGUCCUAAUAACAGAGUACUUUGAUGAGUCUUUAAUUCUUUUGAAGGAUGCCCUUUGCUGGAGUUUUGAUGAUGUCUUAUCUUUUCCUCUAAAUAGUAGAAAUAACACCAACCAAAAAUUUCUUUCUGAAGAGACUCAGGAGAAAAUUAAAAUGUGGAACCAGCUUGACUGGCAGCUGUAUGUUUAUUUUAACAAAACCUUCUGGGAAAAAGUAGACAAUUUUGGACAAGACAGGAUGCAGAGUGAGGUGCUGGAACUUCGAAAGAGGAGAACUGCACAAUCUGAAAUAUGUCUACAAGGUCAAGUAGACUCAAACAAAAUAGAAGACACAUUUCUGAAACCAUAUCAAUCUGGAUUGUCUAAAAUUCUUGGUUACAACCUAAAGCCAAGACUGAAAAAGGCAGAAAGGCUAUUAUGUCGCCAGCUGGUCACCCCAGAACUUCAGUAUACAGAACUAUUGUCUAAGAAGCAAAAUCAGGAUGCACCAAUGAAAGCAAUUAAGACUAAAUAUAAAUAG
Molecule: messenger RNA, 1977 nt
Organism: Bufo bufo (common toad)
Lineage: Eukaryota; Metazoa; Chordata; Amphibia; Anura; Bufonidae
Product: galactose-3-O-sulfotransferase 2-like
Exons: 4
Coding region: 1-1977 (658 amino acids)
Biological process (GO): glycolipid biosynthetic process
Cellular component (GO): membrane
Molecular function (GO): galactosylceramide sulfotransferase activity
Source: RefSeq, a predicted model, not a curated record